AUGGAAGAGUGGCUACAUCCAUUCAUGGGUUGCAUUGUUCGCGUCGUCGAAAGCCUAGACCAAACAUUCCAGGGGGGACGACAGAAAUGGGCUGGUGGACACGUAUCAUUUGCUGUCCAAACGAACUCUUCUUCGCAUGAAUCUCUUACUGACUCAAAUGGUCGGGGGUCCUUGGAGUAUCCAUGCAACACAAUCGACAUCGCAGCCGGUCGAAUGGAGGAUAGACAGGCCCAGCUGCAGGCCAGCAACGCAAUCUUGAAUAGGCAUCUAGACUACUCUAACAGAGGAUUCCGAGCCCAAUCAUCUGUGCAGAUUGAGCUCUGCCCUGCGCCAAUGCAAGGCUCAACGUCAUCGCAAGUGGCGUCUGUGUUAUAUGAAGCGCCUUUGCCCGCUGGUGAUGGACCUUACUCGAUGCUCAUAAAUAGUGAUCGUGCAAUCACUGUUGAGGGCUACGCCACAGGUGCAGACCAACAGUUUUUGCCAAAUGGUACCUGGGAACAGGAUCGUCCGGAUCUGGCCGCAAGCUGCCCUCGCCCCGAUUGGCCUAUGUGUCCGGUCCCGUCGCAACAUAGCCAACCCUAUGCGGGAUCAUCAGCCUAUGGCAUAGGCUUGCAUGAGGACACAAUUCACGGCGAAAGCCUCUAUGCGGGUCGAUACCAAUACCAACCGCGCUUGGGUGACCGCGUACCCAGCGCAUUUCUACCUGGCCUACAGAUCGUAGGGCAGAUAAGAAACAACACCAGUUACAACAACUUUCCCGAAGGCGACGCGGUCUCUCACGGAAAUGUCGACCAAGUUUCCAACACCGGCUUCAAGUACCAGGCCGUGACGACAAUCGGACACGAGCGAAGCCACGCACCUAUUCCCGGCUCGCUCUCCACCUGUCCCUCCGCCACGAGCAAGCCUCGCAAGGGGAAGCAGACCAAGCGCAAACCGGAAGUUUCAGCGUCUUGCAGCGUCUGCUAUAAGGUCUUCGAUCGCGCUGGCGAUUGUAACCGCCACCAGAGAACCACUAAAUGUGCUGGAGGCGCACGAACGCGAUUCUCGUGUAGUAAAUGCGGGAGGCCAUUUACACGGUCUGACAAUUUGCUGAUGCAUAUGGACAAAUUCCACAAUUUCAUUUUGAUGGUCAAUGUUGAGCUUGAAAGGGCACGAGGAUAUGGGCAAGGUAGAAGGAGCGCUCAUUUGAACACCAACGAAGCGGCAGGUCAGGCGUACGAUAGCGGUGAUGCUGAGAUCACAAUAGCAGAACAGGGUGAAGUCGAGGUUGAGAAGGAAGCGCUUGAUCCUGCCAUCACAUCAAGCGAUCAUUCCGCUGUGGCGCGCGCUGUGAGCGCUUUCAACGAAGACGUGGACACCAUCAUAGAAUGGUAUUACGUUUACCAGGAUUCCUUUUAA
Molecule: messenger RNA, 1398 nt
Organism: Postia placenta MAD-698-R-SB12
Lineage: Eukaryota; Fungi; Basidiomycota; Agaricomycetes; Polyporales; Adustoporiaceae
Exons: 4
Coding region: 1-1398 (465 amino acids)
Source: RefSeq, a predicted model, not a curated record